Drosophila albomicans is the source of this 961-nucleotide messenger RNA. RefSeq names its product serum response factor homolog A-like. Bases 72 to 836 code for a protein of 254 amino acids. The record is from RefSeq and is a predicted model, not a curated record. Gene Ontology annotation, biological process: spindle assembly; regulation of microtubule polymerization or depolymerization; protein localization to microtubule plus-end. NCBI's taxonomy places the organism in Eukaryota, Metazoa, Arthropoda, Insecta, Diptera, Drosophilidae. The transcript is spliced from 2 exons. Gene Ontology annotation, molecular function: microtubule plus-end binding. Gene Ontology annotation, cellular component: microtubule organizing center; spindle midzone; cytoplasmic microtubule.
GUGGAAACUGAGUAUGCCACACAUUUUCACAUGCUGAUUAGCACAAUAAAUUCACAGUAUUUUCUUACAACAUGCAAAGCACUGGCAAUGAGACAACACAACUGCUGCAAUGGAUACGCAAAUCGGUGUCAAGUCCGCGCUGGCAUGGAUUGCAGGAUCUAGCCAAUGGCGUUGUCUGGUGUCGCCUGAUGGCCAAAGUGUUGCCCGGCUCCAUUGCGAGUGUGCUGAUCAUACAUCGGCCGGCGAAUGAACGCGAUUCCAUGCACAAUUAUAUGCUGUUGCAGGGCGCGUUUAGAAAGUUGAAUAUAGCCUGGUAUUUCGAUACACACCAAUUGAUUGAUGGCAAUCAAACGGAGCUGCUUAAGUUGGGUCAAUCGAUGCUACGAUUGCGCGACGCUUGCAACAAUCAAUUGCGGGAGCAGCAGCAGCAGCAACAACAACAGCAGCAAAGAUCAAUGCAACGGGCAGGCCUAAGUUCACAACGAUUAUCACGUUUCGCAGCUGGUGAAUUCGAGAUGCCACAACAAUUGUCCGGGCUGCAGGAAUCAAUUGCUGGCACGAUGGAUGCGCCAGUGGAAUCGGAGCAGCAACAGCAACUCUCAAUUGUUGCCGAGCAACAGCAGCAGCCACAGCAGCCAACGCAACAGGCGCAAUUGAAACAACAAAUCGAAACACUCUACCACAAACAACAGCUGGCAAUGGCAGCCUCUUUGGCUGUUCCUGCCACUGACAUUGAUCCUUUUGCUGCUGUUGCCAGACCAGCAGCCAUUGCUCUGUGCCUUUGCAGCAAGUGUAUAAGCAAUAGACAGCAAUUGGAUAACAGUAUAAACAAUUGAUGAAGGUCUGAGUUGCAUGAAAUGAGUUUCAAAAUUAAUGAUGCAAAUAUUAGAAAAUAUGUGUGGUUACUUGUAAUUUAGUUGUACAAAUAAAUUCAACAUAAUAUUCGAUGAAUAAAGAGAAU